AUGGAAAUAUUGUUUUCUGCAUCAGAUAAUCAGGCUGGGCAAUCAUUUGUUUCCUACAUAACUGCAAAGAUUCUUGACGGCAUUCAAGUGUCCAUUAGACGCGUCCAUGUCCUGUAUCGUGAUAUGUUUUCCGACUCGGCACAAACGAUAUUUGGUUUAAAGUUUUCCAGCCUGACAGUUAUGACGCAAAAUCUUUUCGGGUUUUCUGGUGAAAAGGGUAGAGUGGGUCAAGUCAACAAACUUGUGGAUGUUCAAGGUUUUGAAAUUUAUUGUAGUACUAUUAGAGGGACUUUUGAUUCGACGAGUGAAGAGGAUUCUGAGGAGACUAAUGUUUGGGGCAAUGAAAUAUUGGAAGGCGAUAAAUAUGUGAAUAUGGUGGCGUCAUUCAAUGUAUCCAUGUCUCUUUUGGUGAACAGAUCAGGAAAGCUUGAGAAUGAUGCACCGCAAUAUAUCGUCAGUUUUGAGCUAACAGGCCUGGUAAUGUCAAUUGAUGAGGUUCAGCUGCAACAACUCUUGGUUCUAUGUGAUUCUUUAGGCACAUGCCAAUUGAAAGCGAAAUAUGGCCGUUAUCGUCCAUGGUGGAGUCCUUUAUCGAAAAAACAAAAGGGAUGGCAAACAGCAUGGUGGCGCUAUGCCCAGCAAUGUAUCCUUUCAGAUGUUCAUAAAAGAUUGAAGAAAACUUCUUGGACGUACCUUGGAGAACGGCUAAACCGUCGGCGGAGGUAUGUCAACUCGUACAAACUUAAAUUGCAACGCCUUCAGCAAGAGCAGGUAAUAGAUGAUGAUAUUGUUCGAGAGUUGGAGCAAAUGGAAAAAGAAUCCGAUAUAGAUGAUAUCUUAACCUAUAGGUCUGCUGCUGAACGUGAGUUGCAGGAAUUACUGGUGAAAUCUUCCUCCUGCUCUGGAACUAAUGAUACCAAUAUUGGUAUAGGGAAGUCACUAGAUAAUGAGCAACUGUCUAGCAAGCCCCGUGGAUGGUUAAACUGGUUGUCACGUGGAAUGCUUGGUGCUGGGGGAACAGAUGAUUCUAGCCAUUUUUCUGGUGCUGUAUCAGAUGAAGUAAUCAAGGACAUUUAUGAGGCAACCAAAUUUCACCCUGCGCCUUCACCUAACGUGGAUGCUGCUGGGAAUGAUGAAAUUUACUUGUCUUCAAUCAAGUUCAACAUUCAUCGAUUUUUUGCAACACUGCGGAGCAUGAAGUUUGGUCAAUCAAUUGCUGAGUUGAUUUUUGAGGGAAUUUUUGUUGAGUGUAAGAUAUGGGAGGAAUCUGCAGUCAUUAUGGGCUCAGUCAACUCUGCUGAGAUGCUUAAUCCACUGAACCAGCAAGUCAUUUUACGUGUGAGAGAGCCAAUUAUUGAGGAAAAAUUGAUAGGAAAAAAGCAACCUUCUCUGAAUAUUCGGGUUGAUGUUUCUCGGGUAGAUAGUGAGGUUGGCUUAUCAGUAAAGGUAUUUUAG
This is a messenger RNA of Ilex paraguariensis (yerba mate), 1455 nucleotides long. The record is from the annotation of a GenBank genome assembly. Lineage: Eukaryota; Viridiplantae; Streptophyta; Magnoliopsida; Aquifoliales; Aquifoliaceae.